This is a messenger RNA of Solanum tuberosum (potato), 788 nucleotides long. Its product is annotated as rRNA biogenesis protein rrp5. The record is from RefSeq and is a predicted model, not a curated record. The transcript is spliced from 4 exons. Gene Ontology annotation, biological process: rRNA processing. Lineage: Eukaryota; Viridiplantae; Streptophyta; Magnoliopsida; Solanales; Solanaceae. Gene Ontology annotation, molecular function: RNA binding. The coding region runs from base 150 to 773 and encodes 207 amino acids. Gene Ontology annotation, cellular component: small-subunit processome; nucleolus.
AGUUGUGAAAGAAAAAAAAACCUAAGUAGGAGCGGAGCGUCUGUCUGUGUCGCAAAAAACCCUUGUAAAACCCUGUGAAGUUUACCGGCCUAUACCUGUCGGAAAAAGGAAAAACAAUUCCAAGUCUCGCCGGCGUUUUGUCAAGGAAGAUGGCACCCAAAUUCCAAAGCAAAAAAAUUGCACCUAAAACCUCAAUGCCUAUGCAGCUUGAAGAUGAAGUUCCUGACUUUCCUAGAGGUGGGGCAACUUCUUUAAGCAGGAAAGAGUUGGAUGAAGUUCGAGCUGAGGUGGAUGCAGAGUUUGAGGCUGAAGAAAAACUAUUGAAGAAGAGGAAGAAGCAACACAAGGUGCAAAGGAGUAAUACAGAAGAUGAUUUAGGUUCCCUUUUUGGUGGUGGCAUCAAUGGAAAAUUGCCAAGGUUUGCCAACAGGAUCACUUUAAAGAAUAUAUCUCCUGGAAUGAAGCUCUGGGGAGUAGUUUCUGAAGUAAAUCAGAAAGAUAUUGUUGUCAGUCUCCCAGGAGGCUUGCGGGGGUUAGUUCGAGCAUCUGAAGCACUUCCUCCCUUUGUGGACGAUGGAGCAAAACUGUCGGAGAUGGACACUAAUUUUCUUUCUAAUGUAUAUCACACCGGGCAGCUGGUUUCUUGCAUCGUCUUGCACUUGGAUGACGAUAAGAAAGAAGUAGGGAAGAGAAAGAUUUGGCUUUCCUUGCGUCUCUCUUUAUUGCACAAGAACUUGACUCUUGACGUUAUUCAAGAAGGAAUGGUAUGUUAAUUAUCUUUUAGUUAU